UCGUCACUGCAAUAUGCAAGUUUCAGGUUUGCUAGUUUAGAGCGUUUUACAGUAAGCUACGAGAAAAUAAAUAUAUCACGUGGACAAAUAACUAAAUACAUAUAAAUUUGUUAUAUACUUUGUCAGUUACGAAAUGAAUAUUAGAGAAAUGGGUUUUGACAGUCGGCCCAGUUAGAUUGAAAACAUCUUAGGAGGAAGAAGAAGAAAUACAUUUUGAAGACGUGAACCCGAUUGGAUUGAUCCAUGAUUUAGUUGAAAGAACAAUUUGCUCAGGUCUGGAUAUGGUAACUUUGCAGUGCGGUCUCACAAUGCUAGCUGAAUGGGUGGGAUUCUGUGCUGAUUCUUGAUCUGUAACGGGAUGCUGGAAGGAGGUAGAAAGACAAAACAGUGUCGAGAUGCUGGCGCCAUGUCGCCGGCGGGUGUGGCGUCUCUGGUCUGUGCUGCUAUCAGUCUCGGCGAUCACCGUCGUUUUGUUGUGGCGCAGUCAUGAAGAAGUCACGACAUCCGACGAAACAGAGAGGGACGACUGGGUGGCGGUCAGGUUGGGGCGAGACCAGAAGGAGUACGUAGACCAUCGGGGGGUGCACGUCGUGGUGGGACACUACAUGGGGGAGGCCAAUAACCUGCAGAACCCCCCAAACCUCACGGAGGAGCUGCUGAACUCCAACAUGUUCGACCCGCGACCUAACCAGGGCAAGGACGGCCAGCCGGUGGUGAUCCCGUCGCACGAGCUGUUGAAGAUGCAGCAGCUUUUCCACAUAAACAGGUUCAACUUGAUGGCCAGCGACCGCAUUCCACUCAACAGGAGCCUACCUGACGUGCGCAAGAAGAGGUGCCAGAGUAAGUCCGUCAACCUGACAGGCCUUCCUGCUGCCACAGUGAUUAUCGUCUUUCACAACGAGGCGUGGUCCACGCUUCUGCGCACUGUACACAGCGUCGUCAACAGGUCGCCCCGCUCCCUGCUGCAGGAGGUCCUCCUCGUCGACGAUGCCAGCACCAGAGCUUUCCUGAAGGAGCCGCUAGAUCAGCACGUGGCGAUGUUGCCAGUUCCAACCCGCGUUCUGCGCACGCACGAGCGAGUGGGUCUUGUAAGGGCUCGGCUCCUUGGGGCCCGCGAGGCGCGGGGGCAAAUCCUCACCUUCCUGGACGCUCACUGUGAAUGCACCGUAGGCUGGCUCGAAAGUUUGAUCUCCAGAGUCGCUGAAGACAGGACCCGGGUUGUCUGUCCGGUGAUUGACAUCAUCAAUGACGACUCUUUCGCGUACGUGAGAAGCUUUGAGCUGCACUGGGGCGCCUUCAACUGGGAGCUGCACUUCCGGUGGUACACCUUGGGCGGUGGCGAGAUCAAGAGGCGAAAGCAAGACAUCACAGAGCCCUUCAGGACCCCAGCGAUGGCCGGGGGGCUCUUUGCAAUGGAUAAGGACUACUUCUUUGAGAUCGGUGCUUAUGACGAACAGAUGGAGAUUUGGGGCGGCGAAAACCUUGAAUUGUCGUUCAGGGUCUGGCAGUGCGGGGGCAGUGUUGAGAUAGCGCCCUGCUCUCACGUUGGACAUCUUUUUCGCAAAUCAUCCCCCUACACGUUCCCCGGGGGGGUUGGGGAGGUGUUGUACUCGAACCUGGCGAGAGUCGCCCUCGUUUGGAUGGACGACUGGAAGGAAUUCUACUUCAAGUUCAACCCAGCUGCGGCCCGUCUGAGGGACCGUCAGAGCGUGAGGUCGCGGCUCGAACUCCGGGAGAGGCUGCAGUGUAAGAGUUUUGAAUGGUACCUCGACAACGUCUGGCCACAACACUUCAUGCCCAAGGAUGACCGCUUCUUCGGGAAGAUCCGUAGCCGGGAGUCCGGCCGCUGUCUGCAGAAGCCAGUGGGCAAGGGAAGCAUCAACCAGCCCGUCGGUAGCGCUACAGUGGUCACGUGUACCGCGGAGCCGAACCUGCUCCAGAUGUUUGUGAUGUCGCCCUCAGGAGUCAUCAUGACCGACGAAUCGGUGUGUCUGGACGCUCCAGAGAGGGACGAUUCGGCACGCCAACCUAAGGUCCGCAUCAUGGCGUGCAGCGGGACGGGUCGUCAGAAGUGGAGCUACAGUGAACAGACAUUCGCGCUGCGACACGCUUCCAGCGGCCUCUGUCUAUCCACCGGACCGGAUGAGGCACUGAUUCUGCAGGCCUGCUCGGGACACAUCGGUCAACAGUGGCAGCUGGAGUCAGUGCCGUGGAAGUGAUGGUGUUGUGUUGGUUAUCUUACGAGGAUAUAUAAUUCGCCGACAAACCAUUACUUUUUUUUAAGCUAAUGUCGUGAUGUGUCUCAGUUAUGCAAUUAGAAGCUUAAGCAAUAACGCCCGUUAA
This is a messenger RNA of Zootermopsis nevadensis, 2343 nucleotides long. NCBI's taxonomy places the organism in Eukaryota, Metazoa, Arthropoda, Insecta, Blattodea, Termopsidae. The record is from RefSeq and is a predicted model, not a curated record.